AUCACACGUAGAAGCCACUGUGAGGGAGCAGCUCAUCCAAGCAAAACCUCCACCAAACCUACGACCGGUUUCAUUUUUUUUCCUCGUCUCCUUCAUUUGUUUCGCUUUUUCUGACGCUGAACUAUGGCUAAUAAGGGGAUUGAGCUGCUGGGCUUCUCGCUGGCCUUCCUGGGCUUCGUCGGCUGCAUCGCGUCCACGAUCAUGGUGCAGUGGAAGGCUUCGUCCUACGCCGGGGACAACAUCAUCACGGCUCAGGCCAUGUAUGAAGGACUGUGGCAAAGCUGUGCAUCGCAGAGCACUGGUCAGAUUCAGUGUAAAUUCUACGAUUCACUCCUUCAGCUACCAGGGAUGGUUCAGACCACUCGGGGGCUGAUGCUGGCCUCCAUCCUGCUGUCCACCAUCGCCGUCCUGGUGGAGACGGUGGGCAUGAAGUGCACCACCUGCAUGGCCGACCAGCCGGAGAUGAAGAGCAAGGUGGCCCUGGCUGGAGGCGUCGUCUUCAUCAUCGCCGGCCUCCUUGCCCUGGUGGGAGCAUCUUGGUAUGCCAACAGAGUAGCUCAGGACUUCUACAACCCGCUCACCCCCACUAAUUCAAGGUACGAGUUCGGCAGCGCCCUGUACGUCGGCUGGGGCGCCGCCGCCCUCACCGUCAUCGGGGGGUCCUUCCUCUGCUGCAGCUGCCCCCAGAAGAGCGCGGCCAGCGCCCCCCGCUACCCGCAGGCCCGCUCCGCGGCCCAGCCGGGCGGGAACUACGUGUAGGGAGGAGGCCGCGGCGCCACCCGCCCCCCCGGCCUAACGCUUACCUUUAGCAGCGUGUAUAUUAGCUAGUGUCGUGGUGUUUAUUGAUGUUGGAUGGGAAAUAAAUUGAAUGCCUAGUCUAUUUAGGUACGAUGUACUGACAGAUGUACUGAAUAGAAGCAUUUUAACAGCACACUCACCCAGUAAGUGUUGAGGCUCAGGAACAAUAACAUUUUUUAAAACUGGACUUUAUUUUUGUUAGUUGCUUAGCUUUGUAAAAUCAAAUCCUUGUUACCUCUCGGCUCAUCUGCUAUUAUACUGUCUGCGUGAAAUACUGCGUUACCCACGGUUUGUUUUGUCAUACUUUGUAUUUUAAUUGAGCUCAGUGAUUUUGAAACACUAAUGCCGUAAUCUAUCCACGCUCAGGCUUGAGUUGAGCUUUCAGGCCAAAGCUGGACAGGAAGCCACAGUAGAUGUAGAGUUAGAGUCUGUGUUCAGAAGGUGAAUCUACCAGUGUCUGAACUAGUACUAAAGUGAACAGCACAGUCAGAGGAGCUGGGAUGCGUCCUGUGGUCUUGCUGGCGUGUACAGACGCGUUGAUUCAUGGGCCAAGGUGGAAAAAAUGUGUCCUAUCUCCCUCUAUGCUUCCCAAAUGUGUGAAUCACACCACCUCCACCCAGUGUAAUGAAACUACAACCCAGCUAUUAUGGUCUGUGGUGAUUUGUGAAUAAAAUAUAUGUACAAUGUU
Betta splendens (Siamese fighting fish) is the source of this 1486-nucleotide messenger RNA. RefSeq names its product claudin 1 (gene cldn1). The transcript has 4 exons. Bases 124 to 759 code for a protein of 211 amino acids. NCBI's taxonomy places the organism in Eukaryota, Metazoa, Chordata, Actinopteri, Anabantiformes, Osphronemidae. Gene Ontology annotation, cellular component: bicellular tight junction; plasma membrane. Gene Ontology annotation, biological process: bicellular tight junction assembly; cell adhesion. The record is from RefSeq and is a predicted model, not a curated record. Gene Ontology annotation, molecular function: structural molecule activity.